UGGAGACAGAAGAUGAAGGUGGUUUCUUGAAGAGGAAUGAAAGAGGCUCUUUGUCCUCCCGUUACCUUCGCCACUGCUUCCUUUCUACACUCCUCUCUCCUCUCACCUAUGUUUUUUUUCUUCUGGGGUGUGCGGCCAAAAAUAAUUUCUGGGGUAUGAGAGUAUAUAAACGUCGUUCAGGAGUUGAGAUUCCUUACACACACUUUGAAAGAAGUUCUGUCCGAAAGGUACGCUGACCACGGCAGAGCUGACAAUGAAAAGAUUAGUGCUUGUCAUUUUUUGCAUUUGUGCAGCAGUCUCUAAAAUCAUUGGGAAGCCCAGUAUGAGAGAAGAGAAGCCCAGGAGGUCUAGUCUGCAUGUAUCAACGGAUUCACCUGAACCGGAUGAUACUGAUUAUUCUUUCCUCCCUGGCAGAAGUGGGCAGUGCCGGGUGAAAGGGAUAUCCCUGUUUGACGGGACCAUGUGGUCGCCUCAGCCAUGCUCUGUUUGCCAGUGUGACAAGGGGACUGUCAGCUGUCACUCCGUGCCCUGUGCCGGUUCAACCAACCAGCAGACUGUGGCACCCAAAGCCAAGAAUCCAUCCACUAAUCCACAGCAGAAAAAGGAAAUAAUAAAACGGAAGAAGAGUCUCCAAAGAAGAGCAGAAAUACAGAAGGAGGAGCGACCUGUUACCAAAGAUAGUACAGUUGCUGUUCUGAAACCUACGGUCACUCAGGAGAAGAAGAAAGAAGUAGAACUGAAGAAACAGGAUAAGGCAAUGAAGACAGUUAUUAGAAAGGCCGAGGUCCUUGUGGCCAAGAAGCGGGAACCUAAGAUAUCCAAACACAGCUUCUCAUACCAUCCCUAUGAUGAUGAUGAUGAUGAUGAUGAUGAUUACAAUGACAAUGAUAAAGACCAGAGUAAGAAUGAUGAGGAUGAUGAGGAUGAUGGGGAUUACAUCACCAGGGCAACCCAAAAAAAAAACAUGAGGGCCAUCACGAAGAAACCAGUGGUGAGGGUGCAGAAACGUCCUGUGGUCCCGUUCCCCAGGAGACAGAGCAUCAUGGAGUCUCUCCCAGCUGGCUGCCUGCUCUCUGAGUCUCUGAUUGCCUGUGGCAGCACUGGCAUGGCCCAUAUCCCUUUACUCUCAGACCCAGGCGUCAAGAACCUUUAUUUGACUGACAAUAGGAUCAGUAAGAUUCCCCCCUGGGCGCUGGCUGGCCUGCCCAACCUUGAGUCGCUGGACCUGAGUAAGAACAAGUUGGAAGACUCAUCUAUCACCCCUGACCUUUUCCAGAACCUGACUAAGUUGAGGAGCCUGAAUUUAGAUGGCAACAAUCUGACAAAAGUCCCCUUGUUUCUACCUCCUUCCCUGGAAGAACUGAAAAUGAAUGACAAUAAGAUCCUCAGUCUUACACCGAGCAGCUUUAAAGGUCUUUCCAAACUGCUGUCACUGGAACUUGAGGACAACCACUUACAUGAUGGGAAUGUUUCACCUUUGACCUUUCGGCCACUCAAGAAGCUUAUCUAUUUGAGACUAGUGGACAACAAGUUCCGUGCCAUACCCUCUGGGCUUCCUACGACCCUGCAGACACUUCACCUGUCAGAUAACAGAAUAGAAGAGGUGCAUGAGAGGGUCCUUAACAAGACCAUCAACCUCAGGUUUCUGGACCUCAGUCAUAACAAGAUCCGAGAGGACCGCAUAGCCCCAAGGGCUUGGAUAUACCUAUUAAAGUUGGAGUCAUUGGACCUAUCGUACAACAAGCUGGUGCAUGUCCCCUCCUUCCUCCCUGUGGGUCUACAGCAUCUCCACCUGCACCACAACCAGAUUGAGCGGAUCCCUGGCUAUGUGUUCGGCCACCUGAAACCAGGACUGGACCUUCUUCACCUGUCCCACAACAGGCUGGGCAACGACGGAAUUGAUGACGUGUCAUUUCUGGGCCUGUAUAAUUCUCUGACCGAACUCCUUCUGGACCAUAACUUGCUUCGCUCCAUCCCCAGGGGUCUACUGAAGCUCAAGAGCCUGCAGCUUCUCCGCCUCAAUCACAAUGUUAUCAGACACGUUCCUCUGAACUCUGUCUGUGACACGCGUUUGAGCAAUGACUCGCCGCUUGUCUCCGUUCACCUGGAGUAUAACCUGAUUGACCGACGCCUAAUCCCACCCACUGCCCUCUCCUGCAUCCAGGCCUACCACAGCAUCAUACUACGGCCCCAGAGGCACGAGGAAGAUUACCCCCAUGAGGAUUACUAGUGCCGCCCCUUUUCUCCUUCUUCAUUCAUUUUUUCUCUCUCUUUUUCUUUCUUCCAUCCCUUCCACCCAAUGUCUGUUUGUUCUGGGUUUAACCUAGUCGGUGUGUCUCAUUAAAUUGGUCCAUCGUGGAUUGUCUUAUUCUUCAAUGAGUUGUGAUUAGGUUACUCAGACUUAUGAUUUUGAUGCUUUAUGCAACAGAUCAAAUUAAGCUAUUACUAUCUGACCAUUGGUCUAGGGCAGUGUUUAUACCACCAGCCAUUAGUCAGAGCAUUUCAUUAGCACAAAUAAGAAGAAAGUAAUAAUAAGAAAAUAAUCACAAAUUGACUCUGCACAGGUACCAAGGGAGAUCCAUGUAGCUGAUUCACUUUUGUGAGCUUCAUUGUUGUGUUGUAUACAUUGAUAAAACUUCUCACCAACUAAUAAAACAUUUUAAAUAGAAAAUGAA
This is a messenger RNA of Esox lucius (northern pike), 2675 nucleotides long. RefSeq lists its product as uncharacterized. NCBI's taxonomy places the organism in Eukaryota, Metazoa, Chordata, Actinopteri, Esociformes, Esocidae. The record is from RefSeq and is a predicted model, not a curated record. The coding region runs from base 323 to 2230 and encodes 635 amino acids. Gene Ontology annotation, cellular component: extracellular matrix. Gene Ontology annotation, biological process: extracellular matrix organization; positive regulation of cell-substrate adhesion. The transcript has 10 exons. Gene Ontology annotation, molecular function: protein binding; heparin binding; collagen V binding.